Messenger RNA from Dendrobium catenatum, 2106 nucleotides. RefSeq lists its product as uncharacterized. NCBI's taxonomy places the organism in Eukaryota, Viridiplantae, Streptophyta, Magnoliopsida, Asparagales, Orchidaceae. The transcript has 6 exons. Gene Ontology annotation, molecular function: DNA binding. The record is from RefSeq and is a predicted model, not a curated record. Bases 280 to 1632 code for a protein of 450 amino acids.
CUAAUUAUAUGUUAAUUUUGUGCAGCUACCGUGGCUUCGAAUGCUUCCUUUCAUGGUCAUAUUUGUGUAGCCACGAGAAAACAUAUUUUUUCUCUUAAAUCUGCUCGGAGUGUUCCCAUUUUUUGUGAGGAAAAAGUUUUAGUGCCAGUACGGCUGAACUUCCAAUCACCAGGAAACUCAAAUUUCAAAUCGUGGUAUCUUGAGAAGCAAUGCAAACAUUUUAUCAAAGCGGUUGCUACUGUUGAACCAUAUUGCUUUAUAAAUUCCGAAAGCAACCUCAUGGAUGAUUCUAGUUUGUGGUUCGAUUCUAACCCUGAAAAUCAAAUGGCUCAAUGUUCAGUUGAGUGUCCUCAGCUAGAUGAGAGAGAGACAUUAAGACGGAUGAGGAUUUCAAAGGCAAACAAGGGGAAUAUUCCAUGGAACAAGGGAAGAAAACACAGCCCAGAAACUCUACAAAAGAUCCGAGAGAGAACCAAACUUGCAAUGCAGGAUCCCAAGGUCAAAAGGAAGUUGAUGAACUUGGGGCAUGCUCAGAGUGAUGAAACAAAGAAGAAAAUUGCAGUAGGGGUGAGGCAGGGUUGGCAAAGACGGCGCGGAAUUUUGAUGGUUCAAGACAGAUGUAUAUUUGAAUGGCAAAACCUGAUUGCAGAAGCAUCAAGGAAGGGUUAUGCUGGUGAGGUUGAGCUACUAUGGGAUUCCUAUAAGGUUAUAGGAGAACAACUGAAGCAGAUGUGGUUGGAGAGCAUUGAGAAGAGGAAAUCAAUGCCUAGGCCAAAAGGCAGUAAGAGGGCGCCCAAAUCUCUCGAGCAGCGGCGGAAGAUCUCGGAGGCUAUCACUGCCAAAUGGGCUGAUCCUGAAUAUCGUAAUCGAGUUCAUACUGCAUUGAUCAAGUAUCAUGGUACAGUAACUGGAUCAGAAAAGAAGCCCAGGAGAAAACCAACUGGAGAAACUUCGACUGAAAAAGGCGUUUCGAUGAAGAAGAAACCUGAACAGACUACUCAAUUGAACAUGGAACUAAAGAGCUUCAAGCAAGUAACAUAUAAGAAAAGAAAAAACUCUGCCCCUUCCUACAAGGAUCCAAUGUCCAGUGCCAAGUUCGAGUUGCUCAAGAAAAUUAAAGCAGAAAGAGCAGAAAUGGAAAGCAAGAAAAUAGAAGCCACAAUGAGGGCCAAGCUACUGAUCGCUGAAGCUGAGAGAGCUGCAAAAGCUCUUGAGGUAGCUGCACUGAAGAGCCCACUUGCAAAAGCUUCACUUUUGGAAACCAGGAAGCUGAUUGCUGAGGCAAACUUAUCACUUAGAAGCAUUGAGAGUAGACGCUUAAUGCCACAAGAAAGUGUAGUCGAGUCGCAGAACAAUACAAUUACAGCGAUAAACCAAGUGAAUGGAUUCCAUAAUCUGUCUUCCACUGAGAAUAGCGAUGCCAUUAAGGAAUACCAAACGAGGUAUGGAAUAGAAGUUGAGGAAGGUUCUGAGGCAUAUCAAAACCAUCUUCCACCUUACCAUCCUAAUAGAAUUGAGUUAGAUCGAACAGAUAGGACUGAUUUAGUCUCGAGAAAGCCAAGUGAUUCCAAUAUAGGUUCCACAAAAAGGCGAAAGUGGGUCUGCGGUCGGCUUGUUGAAGUAGAAGAUUAAUGCUUCAUUUGGGACGGCUUUCUUGUUACUUCUCAAUGUAACGUUUUAGUACAAAAAUUCUCCUUUUUGUACGAGAAAGCCGUUUUAGGAAGCAGUAAAAAAGCUGUCUUAAAUGAAACCUAAAAUUUGCGAAGCUGGAGAGAUAAGUUGAAGUUGAAUGAUACCUGAACCAUUGAUGCAGAGUCACUGCAGGCACCUUCCUCACCUGUUUUAUUAGUUAGUUCAUGUUUAUAUCUAAAAGUUGGAUAUUUUCUACUUAUCUCUCCUGGUGAAUUGGAUUUGUUGCAAAAAUGCUACAGGAAAUCCAAGACUUUGCACUGGUGCUAUAUUUUGUUAUGAUUCCACUGUAAAUGUUAUUGUUGUAGUAGAGAUUUCUACUUGUUUUUAAGACCUGCAGUGAUGGAUUAAUGAGGUGCUGUACAUGCGUAGGAGUGCUCACUUUGGCAAUAAAAUGGUAUCUUAUUUGUUUGUACA